AUAAAUUUAAUUUAUUUUUCAAUGCCAAUGUUGUAUUUUUCACAUAAUGAAUCUUCACCUUUUGAUUGUGGGAAUUGUGUCGUUAUAUUAUUUUGGUGUUUGUCCUUGUUUUAACGAUGAGGACUUAGUAGAGAACUUUGCCAUUUGUGUAAUGUACAAUAUGGAAUAGAUGCCAAUGGUGAGGUGGAGUGGAUCUAUGGACGGAUUGAUGCUUCUUUUUAAAGGCAUUUGUUUGAUUUAGAUCAAAGGAUGGAUGUUUGUUUAAUGUGUGGUGCUAGGAGGCAAUGAAGAGACAUGAUUGCCUGUAAUUUAAUGGAGGAUAUGACAUCACAAAGAGUUAAAUUUGUGAAAGGGAUAUGGCUAGUGAAGCUUAAGUAAUUGAGUAGGAGGUUUUACAGACUUGUUUUCCACAUCGAGCGUAGGGUUAACUGGAAGUACAUGAAUAUUUAUUGAAUGGAUUUUGCUUUUACUCGUCUUUAGCUGGCAGAGCCUUCACCAACUACUGGUUCUCUCAUUAAGCCUCAAGCAGUGCAUGCCUCUGGUGCUUCUUCUACAUAUUCGGCAACUGCUGUGUGUUCUAAUGCUUUUGAUGAAAGAAAUCCUAGCUGCUUUGAGUUUAGACCGCAUCCUAGAUCAAAUAUGGCUCCUGCAGAUUUAAACCAUCAGAGAAGUGAACAAUCUCUACCCGUCCAAGGUCAAUACCCGACUAUAUCAUUCAAUUCAUCAGCUUCAGUUAAGAGUGAGAUGGCAGGCUCCUCAAGUGAGUUGAGUCUUUCAGUACCUGUUCAUACAGCUACUUCUGUGGCUGGUGCUCCUGCUGAAGUUGACAUAGACGAAUUAAACCAGAUAGGGAACCCAAAUAGUGGGCUGCAGUCAGGGCAGUCUGAUCAUAGAGGAGGUGGUCCAUCCGUGUCAUCUGAUGAUGGAUACAACUGGAGAAAGUAUGGACAGAAACAUGUUAAAGGAAGUGAAUUUCCACGCAGUUAUUACAAAUGUACACAUCCUAAUUGUGAAGUGAAAAAGCUAUUUGAGCGAUCUCAUGAUGGUCAGAUUACGGAGAUAAUAUAUAAAGGUACACAUGAUCAUCCUAAACCUCAACCUAGCCGCCGGCAUUCUUCUGGUAAUAUCAUGUCUGGCCAAGAAGACAGUUCUGAUAAGGUCUCAUCUUUGAAUGGUAGAGACGACAAGUCAUCCAGCAUGUAUGGCCAGACAGCUCAUAUUAUUGAGCCAAAUAGUACUGCAGAUCUAUUGCCUGUCACAGCAAAUGAUGAUAAUGUAGAUGAGGUUGAUGAUGAUGAUCCAUUCUCAAAGCGAAGGAAGAUGGAUGGUGGAGUUGAUAUCACUCCUGUGGUGAAGCCAAUCCGAGAACCGCGUGUUGUUGUUCAGACUCUGAGUGAAGUUGAUAUACUGGAUGAUGGGUAUCGAUGGCGCAAAUAUGGGCAAAAAGUAGUGAGAGGAAAUCCUAAUCCUAGGAGUUACUAUAAGUGCACAAAUGCUGGUUGCCCUGUUAGAAAACACGUUGAGAGGGCAUCUCAUGAUCCAAAAGCUGUUAUAACCACGUAUGAGGGAAAACACAAUCAUGAUGUACCUACUGCUAGAAGCAGUAGUCAUGAUAAAGCAGGACCAGUAGCUGUGAAUGGUUCAUCGAGGAUUAGAUCAGAAGAAAAUGGUGCCAUUAGCCUUGAUCUUGGUGUUGGGAUUUGUUCUGCUCCUGAAAGUAGUUCGAACAAGCAUCGACAAUUCCAUUCUGAACUGGGCCAAAGCCACCCACUGACUGGUGGUUCUAGUUUCAAGUUGAAUCAAGCGAGUCCAAUGACAGCAUAUUAUGGUGUUCUAAAUGGUGGCAUGAAUCUAUACGGAUUUAGGGAAAAUCCAAAUGAAGGUCGUGGUGUUGAAAUUACACACCUUAAUUAUUCUCAUGCAUUUCCACAGAGCAUUGGAAGAAUACUAACGGGUCCAUAAAUCUGUAAACAAUGAAGGUUACAAGAAAUAAACAUGUACGACAGGAUUUCUUUUUUCCUUCUUUUUGGCUGGUAAAAGAAAAGGUUAGAAUUGUAUUCUGAAAAUAUGGAUUGUUCUACAUAUAUAUACGUAUAUUAUAUUAGUUUACUGUCUGA
Messenger RNA from Durio zibethinus, 2117 nucleotides. NCBI's taxonomy places the organism in Eukaryota, Viridiplantae, Streptophyta, Magnoliopsida, Malvales, Malvaceae. The record is from RefSeq and is a predicted model, not a curated record.